AUGUCUCCGUAUCAGUAUCUGUUCAAGUAUAUCAUCAUUGGAGAUACUGGUGUGGGCAAGAGCUGUCUCUUGCUGCAGUUCACAGACAAGCGCUUUAGAACAGACCAUGACCUGACCAUUGGAGUAGAGUUUGGCGCGCGUCUUAUCAACAUCGAUGGCCGACAAAUCAAGCUUCAGAUCUGGGACACUGCUGGCCAGGAGUCAUUCCGGUCCAUAACCCGAUCCUACUACCGGGGGGCAGCGGGAGCCCUUCUGGUAUACGAUAUUUCGAGGAGGGACACGUUUAUUCAUUUGUCUCGAUGGCUGGAAGAGGUUCGACAAAACUCCAACCCGCACAUGACCAUCAUCCUCGUCGGCAACAAGGCCGAUCUUGAAAGGAGAGAAGUUACCUUCCAGGAAGGGCAAGAUUUCGCGCGGCAAAACAAUCUGAUUUUCCUGGAGACGUCCGCAAAGACAUCGCAGAAUGUUGAAGAGGCGUUUAUUCUAACAGCUCGGAAGAUCUACGAGAAUAUACAAGCUGGCAUUUAUGAUCUGUCAAACGACGCGCAUGGAAUCAAGUGCGGGCCAGUGGUCUCUCAACAAGCAACCAGGCUAGGUACAUCAAUGCGUGGCAUUUAA
Messenger RNA from Cyclospora cayetanensis, 618 nucleotides. RefSeq names its product ras-related protein Rab-2A. The transcript has 6 exons. Gene Ontology annotation, molecular function: GTP binding; GTPase activity. NCBI's taxonomy places the organism in Eukaryota, Apicomplexa, Conoidasida, Eucoccidiorida, Eimeriidae. Gene Ontology annotation, cellular component: Golgi apparatus. Bases 1 to 618 code for a protein of 205 amino acids. The record is from RefSeq and is a predicted model, not a curated record.